This is a messenger RNA of Orycteropus afer afer, 948 nucleotides long. Its product is annotated as olfactory receptor 3A1. Gene Ontology annotation, biological process: G protein-coupled receptor signaling pathway. The record is from RefSeq and is a predicted model, not a curated record. Lineage: Eukaryota; Metazoa; Chordata; Mammalia; Tubulidentata; Orycteropodidae. Gene Ontology annotation, molecular function: olfactory receptor activity; G protein-coupled receptor activity. Gene Ontology annotation, cellular component: membrane.
AUGCAACCAAAGUCUGGAGCCAAUGGAACAGUUGUUACUGAGUUCAUCUUACUGGGCGUGGUGGAAAUGCCAGGACUGCAACUACUUAUCUUUGUACUCUUCCUAUUUGCCUACAUGGUCACAGUUGGGGGCAACCUCGCCAUCCUGGCAGCCAUCUUGGUAGAGCCCAAGCUCCACACUCCCAUGUACUUCUUCUUGGGGAACCUCUCAGUGCUGGAUGUUGGGUGUAUCACUGUCACUAUUCCUUCAAUGUUGAGUGGUCUCUUGUCCCACAAGCAUACAGUUCCUUAUGAAGCCUGCCUUACACAGAUCUUCUUCUUCCAUCUCCUGGUUGGAGUGGACUGCUUCCUGUUAACAGCCAUGGCUUAUGACCGCUUCCUGGCCAUUUGCCGGCCUCUCACCUACAGCACUCGCAUGAGCCAAAUGGUCCAGAGGACAUUAGUGGCCGCAUCCUGGGCCUGCGCCUUUAGCAAUGCACUGUCCCACAUUGUGGCCAUGUCCACACUCAACUUCUGUGGCCCCAAUGUGAUCAAUCACUUCUACUGUGACCUCCCACAGCUCUUCCAGCUCUCCUGCUCCAGCACCCAACUCAAUGAGCUGCUGCUCUUUGCUGUGGGUUUCAUAAUGGCAGGUACCCCUAUGGCUCUCAUUGUCACCUCCUAUGCCCAUGUGGCAGCUGCAGUUCUACGAAUCCGUUCAGUGGAGGGCAGGAAAAAGACCUUCUCCACAUGUGGCUCCCACCUCACUGUGGUCACCAUGUUCUAUGGUUCAGGUAUCUUUAAUUACAUGCGGCUAGGUUCAGUCAAGCUUUCAGAUAAGGAUAAAGCUAUUGGAAUUUUUAACACUGUCAUCAACCCCAUGCUGAAUCCCCUUAUCUACAGUCUUCGGAAUCCUGAUGUGCAGGGUGCCCUCUGGCGAGUGCUCAUGGGAAGGCAGUCACUGGCCUGA